AUGCCUGACUCCCCUCAUACUCUUGCUUCCUUAGAGGAUGCCAUUCUUAAGUUGGCCGCGCGGCAAUUGUCCAUGGGUGAGACCCUACAAACGGUCACCUUCCAGCUCACCGAAAUCCUCCAUCGUCUUCCUUCUCCGGCUCCCACCACAGGUCCUACCGCGGCUACCCCUACUUCAUCUUCCUUACCUGCACACCAGCACAUAAUUAAAAUUGAUGUUCCUCGAUUUGAUGGGAGUGACCCCUCUGGGUGGAUCUUCAAGAUCACCCAGUACUUCGAGUACCAUUCCACCCCAGAGGCAGAGCGACUUACCAUUGCUGCGUUCUACAUGGACGGCCGUGCGUUGGCUUGGUUCCAGUGGAUGAACGGCAAUGGCCAAUUCACGUCGUGGCCUGCCUUUCUUCAAGCCGUUCAGACCAGGUUCGCUCCUUCCCAGUACGAGGACCCCAUCGGCGUCCUGUUCAAGUUGACUCAGAAGGGUACCGUGAACCAGUACCUCGCUGAAUUCGAAGAACUGGCAAACCGCAUCGUCGGACUUCCUCCACCCUUUUUGCUGAGCUGCUUCGUAUCGGGGUUGUCGCUGGAAAUCCGUCGCGAAGUCCAAGCCCACCAACCCCUGACACUUGUCCAGGCGGCGGGGCUGGCUCGCCUGCAGGAGGAAAAGUUCCUCGAUGGCCGCCACCUCUCCCGCACUCGUCAACCCCCCACCAUACAUGCCCAUCCUCAACCCCAACAGCCUCAUCCUCAACCCAACCCCACCCACCUCGGCCCUCUUUCUCUCCAUCAGAACCCUAAUUCCCCUAUGCCCAUACGUUCGGUCCCUACCCCACCUAUGUUACCCCCACCUCCGUGCCCUACCCCUUCCCCUGUGAAACGCCUCACCCCGGAGGAAAUUGCCUCUCGCCGGGAGCAAGGGCUGUGUUUCACGUGCGACGAGAAAUACCACAGAGGGCAUCACUGCGCCUCUAGGGCAUUUCUUCUGGUCGCUAAGGAAGACGACCCUCUUCCAGCCCUUAUAAAUCCCCCUGACCCGCAGCCCGACCCAGCCCCACCUGACCCGAGUGACCCGUACCCGGCCCAGAUUAGUUUUAAUUCUUUAGCUGGACAAGUGGCCCCCGAAAUGCUGCGUUUCAUGGGCUUCAUCGGAGACCGUCAGGUCGUCUUGCUGGUGGACGAUGGGAGUACCCACAACUUCAUCCAGCUGCAGCUGGUUUCAGAGUUGGGUCUCUCCACACGUGACACGCGCCCCCUGCGUGUCAUGGUUGGCAACGGACAACAAUUUGAAUGUGCGCGCGUCUGCGAAGAUGUCUCGGUGGUUAUUCAGAGCACUCAUUUCACUGUUGACCUGCAUAUGUUGCCCAUUGCCGGCGCAAACGUAGUUCUGGGGGUACAAUGGUUGAAGUCCCUCGGGCCAGUCCUCACCGACUAUAACACGCUAUGUAUGAAGUUCUUUCAUGCUGACAAUUUGGUCGAAUUAAAAGGAGACACUGAGACCACUUUAAACUUCAUUUCCUCCACCCAAUUCCAUCGUCUCCGACGACACCAACCAACUAGUCUUUACUUCCAUGUUGCCAUUUUACCAGAGCCCCCUUCCAUCCAAGCCAGUCCUACUUCUCUUCCACAAAUUCAGGCCCUCCUCGACCGUUACCACUCCCUAUUUCAACCACCCAGUGCCUUGCCCCCGCAACGGGAGACCGACCAUCAUAUCCAUCUCCUUCCCCAAGCCACACCCGUAAAUGUCCGCCCCUAUCGUUACCCCCACUUCCAGAAGCAGGAGAUUGAGCAACAAGUUGAACUUAUGCUACAGAAGGGACUGAUACGUCCCAGCAAUAGCCCCUUUUCAUCUCCGGUCUUGCUUGUCAAGAAGCAAGAUGGAUCAUGGAGAUUUUGCGUGGACUAUCGGGCGCUUAAUGCUCUCACCAUUAAAGACAGGUUCCCAAUACCUACUGUAGACGAAUUGUUAGAUGAAUUAGGGGGUGCUCAUUAUUUUUCCAAGCUCGAUUUACUUCAGGGGUACCAUCAAAUUCGUAUGUGCCCAGAAGACAUUUCGAAAACCGCUUUCAGAACCCAUCACGACCAUUACGAAUUUCGCGUAAUGUCGUUUGGGCUAUGCAAUGCCCCCUCCUCAUUUCAAGCUACGAUGAACGCAAUCUUUCGGCCAUAUCUCAGGCGCUUCAUUAUUGUCUUCUUUGAUGACAUAUUGGUCUACAGCGCGUCUUUGACAGAGCAUCUUAAUCACCUUGAAAUCACCUUCCAGAACCGAGUAGAGUACCUGAGCCAUAUCGUGUCGUCGGAGGGAGUAAAGCCUGUCACCUCGAAGGUUGAGGCCAUCAUGCAUUGGCCCAGUCCCCAUUUGAUUAAAGCAGUUAGAAGUUUUUUGGGGCUCGCCGGUUUCUAUAGGCGUUUCAUCAGAGGUUAUGCUACCAUAGCUGCCCCUCUAGUCCACAUCACCACAAAAGCCCAAUUUUUGUGGACAGAUAAAGCCCAGGAAGCAUUUGAGAAACUGAAACUUGCGGUUUCAACUGCCCCUGUGUUAUCCUUGCCGGAUUUUGAGCAACCCUUCACCGUCGAGACUGAUGCCUCCGGUGUGGGGAUGGGAGUCGUCUUAUCUCAACAGGGCCACCCUUUGGCUUUCUUUAGCAAGCCUUUUCCCAAGAAACUCUUGAGCGCAUCCACUUAUGUGAGGGAAUUAUUUGUCGUCACGACAGCGGUUAAGAAGUGGAGGCAGUAUUUAUUGGGCCACCGCUUCACCAUCGUCACGGACCAUAGAAGCCUGAAGGAAUUAUUAACACAGCUUAUACAGACCCCAGAGCAACAUACGUAUUUAGCAAGACUGAUGGGAUAUGACUACCAUAUAAUUCAUUGUUUUGGAGCUUUGAAUCAAGCUGCCAAUGCUCUUUCGCGCUUGCCGGAGCAUACUUCCUCACUGAUGAUGUUAUCGGUACCCUGUCUCACUUUCAUGGAGGAGCUUCGCCGGCAGUUGGAAGCUUCCCCUGAAUAUGUGAAUCAGAGGCAAGCAAUUAAUGAAUCUCCCACCACAUUUCCAAGUUGCAUAUCGAUUAGAGCUUAUGAAAUCCCUGGAAUUCGAGGACCAGGGAAACCUCCACAACCAAGUUUGAGAAGAAGGUGA
This is a messenger RNA of Glycine soja, 3129 nucleotides long. RefSeq lists its product as uncharacterized. Lineage: Eukaryota; Viridiplantae; Streptophyta; Magnoliopsida; Fabales; Fabaceae. Bases 1 to 3129 code for a protein of 1042 amino acids. The record is from RefSeq and is a predicted model, not a curated record. The transcript is spliced from 2 exons.